UCUGAUCCCAAUCUAUUUGACACGCUUCUGAAUCAGCAGAUGCAUAAAACGACGAAAAAUAGCCUCGAACGAUCCAACCAAUCACAAUGGAUAGAGUUUUCUCUGUUGAAGACAUGUCCGACCACUUCUGGUCUUCAUCCGCCACCGCAGGAGGUGGCGACGACGACAAAGACAACAAACCCGGUUCUAAAAUGAACCGUAGUGCUUCGGAGUGGGCUUUUCAGGAGUUCCUUAGAGAAGAGGUUGAUAACAAAGGCGAAGAUCAUAACGAGGGGGAGAAAGUUGAUGAGGAGCUGAAGAAGAAGAAGAAUGGGUGUUUUGGAAGUAACAACAACGAUAAUGUUCCUGCAGAUUUAGAGGGUUAUCAGGCUUUUCUUAAGAAGAAGCUUAACUUGGCUUGCGCUGCUGUUGCCAAGUCAAUGGCAUCUAUUGCUACACCACAAGACACUGCUGGUAGAGCCGACAGUGGAUCACAGGCAUCUAAUACUGCACAAUUGGGAUCCAAAACUGUUUUGAAAGGAGCCGGUGACAAGGAUGAUAAUUCAGUGGUUGGAAUUUCUUCUUUUCCGAAUGGACAGAAGAAACUUGGAGCUCAGGUUAGGACAAGCACAAGUACCGGAUCGUCGAUAGAGCAGUCGGAAGAAGAUGAAGUUGAAGGAGAAAAUGGAACAAUGGAGAACAUGGAUCCUGCGGACGCAAAACGUGUAAGAAGGAUGCUUUCAAAUCGAGAGUCAGCUAGGCGGUCUAGACGACGAAAGCAGGCUCAUUUGACAGAACUUGAGACACAGGUUGCUCAAGUAAGAGUUGAAAAUGCAAACUUGUUGAAGCGUUUGACUGACAUUAGCCAAAAGCACAAUGAAGCAGCUGUUGACAACAGAGUUUUAAAAGCUGAUGUAGAAACAUUGAGAGCAAAGGUAAAACUGGCUGAAGAGGCUGUCAAAAGAACUACUGGUUUGAACCAUCUGUUCCAUGCCUCACCUGAGAUAUCGACAAUGGGCAUCUCGUCGUUUGAUGGAAGUCCGUCUGAUACAUCAGAUGCUGCUGUUCUAGUGCAAGGCGGUCCAAAGCAUACCUUUUAUCAGGUUGCUGCAGACAAUCCUAUAUCCACUCACGACCAGAGAAUCAACAAUGCACUAACAGAAAUUUCUUCAGUUGAAAACGUACAAACAAAUUCCCUAGGAUCAGCAGUAACAGGAAACCAAGUUGGACGAACAGCUUCUAUGCAGCGAGUGGCUAGCUUGGAACAUCUGCAAAAGCGGAUCCGUGGCGGCGUAAGCCCCUGUGUGUCCCAGUCGAAUGGGAAGCAAUAGGAGCAAGGCACACAAACGGAGUCCAAAGAGAGUUACUAAAGAAUGUCUCGGAAUUUGACUAAAGUGUGCCAUACUUUCUGGUUUAACUACUGGAAACAAUGUUAUUCUUUUGGUUAAUUAUGCAGUAACGGCAACUGCUUGAUUAAACCUUUCUUUACUCAUGUGAUAUCUGCUGGAAAGUGA
Hibiscus syriacus is the source of this 1493-nucleotide messenger RNA. RefSeq names its product light-inducible protein CPRF2-like. Lineage: Eukaryota; Viridiplantae; Streptophyta; Magnoliopsida; Malvales; Malvaceae. Gene Ontology annotation, molecular function: DNA-binding transcription factor activity. The record is from RefSeq and is a predicted model, not a curated record. Gene Ontology annotation, biological process: regulation of DNA-templated transcription.